Molecule: messenger RNA, 873 nt
Organism: Trypanosoma brucei brucei TREU927
Lineage: Eukaryota; Euglenozoa; Kinetoplastea; Trypanosomatida; Trypanosomatidae
Product: bloodstream stage alanine-rich protein BARP
Exons: 1
Coding region: 1-873 (290 amino acids)
Source: RefSeq, a predicted model, not a curated record
AUGAGCAUCACUUUUCAUAACUUAUGGCUACUUUUGACAGUGUUAUGCACUGCAGGUAUUCGUGCGCACGGUGACUGGAGAGAUUGCUAUGCUGGUAGGAAACCCCCACCGGCAGGACACGUACGUGUGGUGUGCAGUUUGGCGGAACAACUUCGAGGUUUACCGGAUACAAUAAGUUCUGCUCUUGUUACUGCCGCUGCUGCUUCGAGUAAGGCAUUUGAAGCAAAGGUACAAGCAGAGGAAGCUGUGGAACUUGCCGAGUCGAGAGGCCUAAACGUUACGAAAGCGAAGGAAGCUGCUGUGAGAGCAACACUUGCUGCUGAAGCUGCGGCUACAGCUGCAAGUAAUGUGGAAAUUGACGCUGCAAAUGUCACUUCCUCCCGUCUGGCUCGUCGCAAUCCUAACACAGGCUUUGAGAAAGUUGCUAUGUGCGAAAACUUGGACAAGGAUUUGCGGGAGGCGGCAGCAAAGUGCACAAAGAAAGCGGAGAACGUGACAACCCAAUCACUCAGUGAGACACUUCAUAGGUUGGAGAAUCUGUACACUAAUAUGAGUGCUCUUGAAUCCUUACGGGUCGAACAUGUUGAAAUUGAACGCUUUUUUGAGAUGCUCGAAGAACACGUGGAGGAGGCUGUCCGUGCACAAAGACAAGCUGAGGAAGCAGCUGCCGAGGCAAUUAAAAUAGUAGCUGCUGAUGAGGAGGUGAGAGGAUACAAAAAGGAAGAAAUUAAUCAAGUAGCAGGGACAAAAAAAGGUCAUGAGGCAAAUCAAACAACCGGCACAAAUACGGGACCAGUUGUGAAUUCCGUUGCAUCACCUGAAGGGUCAGUGCUGCUACUGAUGGCUGGACUGUUUCUCGGUUCUGUACUGUAA